AUGGGCUGCGACAAGACCAAACUCGAGCACCUGGGACUGUGGGUCCCUGUGCUAGCUGUCCUGCUGGGACCCUGCCAGGCACAUCCCAUUCCUGACUCCAGCCCCCUCCUCCAAUUUGGGGGCCAAGUCCGCCAGCGAUACCUCUACACGGAUGACGCCCAGGAGACGGAGGCCCACCUGGAGAUCAGGGCUGAUGGCACAGUGGUGGGGACGGCCCGCCGGAGCCCCGAAAGUCUUCUGGAGCUGAAAGCCCUAAAGCCAGGGGUCAUUCAAAUCUUGGGAGUUAAAACAUCCAGGUUCCUGUGCCAGGGGCCAGAGGGGAGGCUGUAUGGAUCGCUCCACUUCAACCCCCAGGCCUGCAGCUUCCGGGAGCUGCUUCUUGAGGAUGGUUACAACGUUUACCAGUCUGAGGCUCUUGGCAUUCCCCUCCGCCUGCCCCCGCACCGCUCCUCCAACUGGGACCUGGCCCCCCGGGGACCUGCUCGCUUCCUGCCGCUGCCAGGCUUCCUCCCGCCACCCCUGGAGCCUCCAGGGAUCUUGGCCCCCGAGCCUCCCAACGUGGGUUCCUCGGACCCCUUGAGCAUGGUGGGACCUUCACAUGGCCGAAGCCCCAGCUACACUUCCUGA
Molecule: messenger RNA, 627 nt
Organism: Lagenorhynchus albirostris (white-beaked dolphin)
Lineage: Eukaryota; Metazoa; Chordata; Mammalia; Artiodactyla; Delphinidae
Gene: FGF21
Product: fibroblast growth factor 21
Exons: 3
Coding region: 1-627 (208 amino acids)
Biological process (GO): regulation of cell migration; positive regulation of protein phosphorylation; positive regulation of gene expression
Cellular component (GO): cytoplasm
Molecular function (GO): fibroblast growth factor receptor binding; growth factor activity
Source: RefSeq, a predicted model, not a curated record